AGAACUCAUCACCGAUUCAGCCGCUUCACUUCCCUUCCAUAACGAGCUCCAAACCUCAGAAGAAUUGACCCUCCGAGGUGUCUGGCUCGAGUCCGAGGAACCUGAACGGACGGCCCUCAUGCAUGAUUGUCACAUGCGUUUCUUAGCUUCACAUGCACGUCCUCUCCCUUAUUCUAGGGCGUAUGGUAGGAUGGGGCGAGGGGGCAUUACUGGGUAUAACUGUGAACAGAUUCAGGAUCAUCCAAACAGAAAGGGAUCAAAGUGCGGUAACGUCAGCGAUGUAUGUGAUCCUGCUUGAAUGUCUUCUCAUGGGUGUUCCUCAGACCGACAGACUUAUAUACUAUCAGCCUGCAGUUUUUGCAGCAACUUCCAAGGGACUACCGUAUCGGCAAGACUAUCGAAGGACUGGCGUUAUUUGAAGUUCAAAGAAGCUGGAUUCGGCGUUGAGCAUCUGGGUGGUACCACACGGGCGUGUGAAUGAUAUGCCUUCAACUACAAGUUGUCGUCCAUUUGAGUAGGAUGGAUCAAACCUUUGAUUGAUUUAAUAAGAGAUAUGGUUUGGGCGAGGAGAGGUGGAAGUACACGACAGUGUCAGCAUGGACCGUUAAAAACAUUGGUCGAACGUUGGUUGUUGAUUAUUAUACGAUCGCUCUUUAGACACAUCAUGAAAGUCCUGGAGUAACGAUUGAAACGUGAUAUUGAUGCAUAAAGUCAGUCGCUUUCGCUUUCAGCACGG
Molecule: messenger RNA, 736 nt
Organism: Neurospora hispaniola
Lineage: Eukaryota; Fungi; Ascomycota; Sordariomycetes; Sordariales; Sordariaceae
Exons: 1
Coding region: 153-419 (88 amino acids)
Source: RefSeq, a predicted model, not a curated record